Heterobilharzia americana is the source of this 16454-nucleotide messenger RNA. Lineage: Eukaryota; Metazoa; Platyhelminthes; Trematoda; Strigeidida; Schistosomatidae. The record is from the annotation of a GenBank genome assembly.
AAUGAAGUAAGGAAGUGUGAUUCAAUAACACUGCAAACAUUUUUAUAAGGCAUUAACAGGAUGAUAACAGAAGUGAUAUCACUAACUGACAGAAGUUGGAAGUUGUGAACCACUGAACUCCAACCAAGUGACCGAAUAAUUAACACGUUCGCUAAAAAAAUCUGACGGACCUGAGUUCGAUCCCCAGUUCGAUAGCCGGUGCGUACUGCUGAGGAGUCCCAUACUAGGACAAAACAGCUGUUCAGUGCUUCGAAGUCUUCAAUGGUUCUAUAGCUGAUGUCAGUUCAUGAUGAAUGUUACGCCAAAUCAGAUUAACUGCUUAUUCUUGCUAUAAAUUUGCCGGGUUAACAAGUGGUUUCCCUGUCCCACAAGUUGUUUUAAUGUGCAAUGGUGAACCGAUAAAUCAAGAAAUCAAACUAAAACCAGUUAUCAAGGGUAAUAUUCUCGAAUUACAGCUAGAUGAUGCUGCAAGAGCUGAUAGUGGCAAAUAUGAAUUGAAACUGAAAAACGAACUUGGUGAAGCGUCUGUUCCACUUGAACUUAAUGUCCUCGAUCGUCCUGGAAAACCUCGUGGACCAUUGGAGUUAACAAGUUUGUCAGCCAAACAGUGUGUACUUGAGUGGGGUGAACCAGAAGAUGAUGGAGGCUCACCAAUUAAGCAUUACGUCGUUGAAAAAAUGGAUGUCGCUGACGGUAAAUGGAAGCUGGUGAAAAAUGUUAAGACGCCAAAAUGUGACGUUGACUUGGAAGAAGGCCACAAGUACAAAUUUCGUGUACGUGCUGUUAACAAUGAGGGUGAAAGUGAUAAUUUAGAAGUUGAGAAGGAAACAUUGGCCAGAGAUGUUUGCGAUCCACCAGAUUCACCCACAGGACUAGAGAUAGAAGAUUGGGAUCGUGAUCAUGCAAAUUUGAAAUGGCUUCCACCACGACGUGAUAAUGGAGCACCAAUUACAAAGUAUAUUGUUGAAGCAAAAACUAAAACUAAAAAUAAAUGGGAAACAGUUAAAGAAGUCUCUGAUCCAAAAGCCAAAGUCGAUUUGAAAGAAGGUGAAGAAUACGAAUUCCGUGUAAUUGCAGUUAAUAAAGCUGGAAAAUCCGAACCUAGUCAAGCUAGUAAAGCAUUAAUAGCCAAACCACGCUUUCUGAAACCAUUCAUCGUUAAAACUGGUAUCAAACCGAUAAAAGUUAAAGUUGGUGAAGUUGUUCAAUUAAAACUGGAUUAUCGUGGGGAACCGGAUCCUGUGGCUGUCUGGUCUAAAGAAUCAACUCCUCUUGAAUCGACACCAGAAAUUGAACUGAUCUUUGAAUCAAGAACAGCUCAUUUGAAGAUAGUAUCAACUCAACGCAAAGAUACCGCUCUUUAUACGCUUCGAGUUAGUAAUGAAGUUGGAGAAGAUCAAGCUAGUAUUGAGGUUGUUGCACUUGGAAAGCCAUCUCGUCCAGUUGGCCCAUUAGAAAUUACGGAUGUCACGAAAAAUUCUGCUCAGCUAAGUUGGAAGAAACCAGAAGACGACGGUGGCACACCUAUCACACAUUAUAAAGUUGAAAAGAUGAAUGUUAAUAAAGGUCGUUGGGAACCCGUGGGUGAAGUGACCAGAGGAUUAACAAUUACCGCUAGCAAACUGGAAGAGGGUCAGCCAUAUAAAUUCCGGGUAACUGCCGUUUCUAAUCAAGGAGACAGUGAACCGCUUGAAAGUGAAGCAGAAACGGUUGCUAAAAAUCCGUUUGAGAAACCUGGUGCACCUGAAAAGCCAAAGAUUGCUGACUAUGAUCGUACUCACAUAGAUAUAGAAUGGGAACCACCGGAGGACGAUGGAGGAGCACCUAUAAAAGGCUACCAUGUAGAACGCAGGGAACCAAGAUCACAACGUUGGAUGCGACUGACGCGUGUUCCUCAACCUGAUCUCACAUUCUCAGAUUCUGGAGUUCGUGAAGGAAAAGAAUAUGAAUACCGAGUGAUAGCCGUCAAUGAAGCUGGGUUAGGAGAGCCGAGUCCUCCAACUGACUUACAGUUUGCUAAAGCUAGUCGAGAACCACCUAAACUGAAGUUAAGUGAAUUACCAUUGGGUUUGAAAAAAGAAAUACGAUUACGAGCUGGUGAACCAUUACACAUGUCGAUCCCAAUCACUGGUGCUCCUACACCUACAAUAACAUGGUCAAAGGACAACAAACCAAUCCCAACACAUUGCCAACUUAAAAAUUCAGAAGAAAACACUUGCUUAGACGUAACAAGAUCUGUUCGUGGGGAUUCUGGUCUGUAUAAAAUCAAUUUAGUUAACCAGUACGGUCAAGAUGAAGGAGUUGUAAAUGUUAUCGUAAUGGACAAAGCUUCUGCACCAAGAGAUGUAGAAGCGAUCGAUGUAUUCGCAGAAACGUGUAAAGUAACUUGGAAACCUCCGGAGGACGAUGGUGGGACACCAAUAACAGAUUAUUUGGUCGAACGAUGUGAUGAAACAGGCAUCUGGGAAAAAGUACCUGGAUUGGUUUUAGACAAUUCAAUCAAUAUCAAGAAUUUAAUAAAGGGAAAACAGUAUCGCUUUCGUGUAUUCGCUGUGAAUUUGAUGGGAAAUAGCGAACCAGGGGAAACCAAAAAGGCAAUACUUGCUAAAAAUCCUUACGACCCUCCUGGUGCACCGGAAAAUUUGAACAUUGAUGAAUUCGAUAAGCGUUCCGUAAAACUAUCCUGGAAACCUCCGGCUGAUGAUGGCGGCAAUCCAAUUAAAGGUUACCUGAUUGAGAAAAGAACACCUCGGGGAGAAUGGCGUAAAGCAACUACAUCGCUUGUCCAGGAUACAGAGGCAACAAUUACUGGAGUCGAUGAAGGUCAGACAUACGAGUUUCGUGUUAGUGCUGUUAAUGAUGCCGGACCCGGUAAACCAUCCAAGACAACUCAACCACAUUUAGUUAGAGAUCCAACAUAUCCACCUGGCUCACCUGAAGGAUUGAAUGUAGACAAGGUUAACAAAAAUGGUGUAAAACUUUCUUGGAAUAAACCUCGACGUGAUGGUGGUGCUCCAAUUACUGGUUACAUUGUCGAAAAGAAGGGUGAUAAUGAUGAGUGGAUCCCUGUUCAAAAUACAGCUAAUCCGAAUGCAUUCAUUCCGAUGAAAGAAGGUGAGACAGGACAAUUUAGAGUUCGUGCAGUUAACUCAGAAGGACCAGGAGAGCCGACUAAGCCAACAGCUGUAAUCACUGCUGUAGAUCCACCUGAACCUCCACGACUGUGUACACCUGAAGAAGGCGUUGGAGGUCCCGGUUCAGGAGUUGGUGGGCUGAAAGAUAUUACUCUGAAAGCUGGUCAAGAAUUAUUACUAGCAGCUGCCUGGUUUGGAAAUCCUAAGCCUACUGCCAUAUGGACGCAGAAUGAAAAAGCUGUCAAACCAGAUGGCAAACAUAUUCAAAUCACCGAUGAACCACCACCACCACCACCUGCUAAUCCUGGACCUGGUGGAGCAUUAGAACAAUCAGCUGGUGGCACGGCUGUUCUUCGAAUUCCAAAAGCUCGACGGAGUGAUGGCGGCAGCUAUGAACUAACACUGAUGAAUGAUCUGGGACAAGUGAAAACAUCCUGUCAUGUUGAAGUAUUAGAUAUCCCCGGACCUCCAGAAGGACCUCUGGAAGCUACUGAUGUUAAUGCAGAAGAAAUUUCACUCAAAUGGAAACCACCAUCCGAUGAUGGAGGGCAACCGAUUACGAAUUAUAUUCUGGAAAAACGACCCAAAGGAAGUGAAGCUUGGCAGAAAGUAAGCGCUUUUUUGAAUUCGCCAAAUGCAACUGUUCGUAAUUUAGAACUUGGACAAGAGUAUGAAUUUAGAGUGAUGGCUGAAAAUGCAAUGGGUAUCAGUGAACCACUUUUAACAACAAAACCAAUUAAGGCAAGACAUCCUUAUGAUCCACCUUCAGGUAUGAAGAAACCCGUUGUUGAAACCACAACAGAUGAUUCAGUAACCUUGUCUUGGGAACCUCCAUUGAAGGGUCCAACUACAGGUUAUAUUGUUGAAAAGCGACCCAAAGGUUCUAGAGAAUGGACAAAGGCAAAUACAGGCAAUGUUACUGGUACUGAGUAUACAGUAAAAGGUUUACCAAAAGGGAAAGAAUUUGAAUUUCGUGUCGUACCAUACAAUUUGGCUGGUCCUGGUGAACCAAGUGAACCGACAGAUCUAGUAAAAGUCCAGUUCCCAACAACUCCGCCUAAAAUAGGCCGAGAUGUACCACGUGAAGUAACUGCUCGUAUCGGAGACCCAUUUAAAAUUCAUAUACCUUUUACUGGAAGUCCACCAGAUAAAGUUGAAGUCACAAAGAAUGGAAUUCCAGUACCUCUUGAAGGUGGCCGUUUCAAAGUGGAAAUAACUCCAGACGAAGUGAUUAUCACAGAUACAGAAGCAGAAAAAGGUGAUGCAGGCAUAUAUAAAAUAGAUCUCGAAAAUGAGAAGGGCCGGGAUUCAGUGCCGAUUGCAGUCAAAGUUGUAGGACCACCUGAACCUCCUCAAGGACCAUUGGAAAUCAGUCACAUCAAAAGCAGUUCUUGUUCAUUGAGUUGGAAUCCACCAACAGAUAACGGCGGAAGUCCUAUAACAAAUUAUGUUGUCGAAAGACAAAAUACCAAAACAGGAGAUUGGAUUACAGUGAAUUCAUUUGUUCGUACACCGAAUUGUGAUGUAACUGGUCUAGACGAAGGUAAUAUGUAUCGUUUCCGUGUACGUGCAGCUAAUGAAUUCGGUGUAAGUGAGCCAUUAGAUGCAGAUAAAGCAAUUAUUGCAGAAAAUCCUUCUACUGUACCCGGAGCUCCUGGAAAUCUUACACCAACUGAUGUAGAUGCAGACAAGGUAACUCUAGAAUGGACUAAACCGAAAUCAGAUGGAGGACGUCGUAUAAUGGGCUAUGUAAUUGAAUACAAACCUGUAAAUUCCGAUGAAUGGCGUACAGCUCCAGAAGGAUUAGUCAAGGGUAAUUCUACAACAGUUGAUGGACUGAAAAAAGGAGAGAAAUAUGUAUUUCGUGUUAGAGCCAAAAAUGAAGUCGGCCUUAGUGAACCAUGUACAGCUAAUAGACCAGUUGAGUGUAAACCGAAAUUCACCACAGCCGAUAGUCCAGGCACGCCUAAUGUUGAAGAUGUUGGAAAGAAUUUUGUUGAUUUAACAUGGUCAAAGCCAACCAAAGACGGUGGUGCUCGUAUCACUGGAUAUUUAGUAGAGAAGCGUAAAAAGUUCACUACAGACUGGGAACCUGCUACAGCCGAUGGAAAACCGGUUACAAAUAAUCAAGCACAUAUUGAUGGUCUUGAUGAAAAUAAUGAAUAUGAAUUCCGUGUGAGCGCUGUAAAUGCUGCAGGAGUUGGUGAACCAAGUCAGCCUACAGAAUUAACUAAAAUAUGUCCUAAAAGAGAUAAACCACAACCACCAACAGAUGUUAUGGCUAAAGAUGUGUAUGCAGAUAAUUGUGUACUAGUAUGGAACGCACCAGAAUCAGAUGGAGGAUGUCCAAUUAUAGAUUACAUUGUUGAAAAAUGUGAUGCAACUACUGAGAUAUGGGAACGUGUCCCAACCGUAGUCACUGGUACAAGCUGUCCAGUAAAAGGUUUAAUCGAAGGUAAACGAUAUCGUUUUCGUGUAUCAGCAGUGAAUACUAUGGGACCGAGUGAACCAGCAGAAACGAAUACAGCAAUUACAGCCAAAAAUCCAUUUGAUUCUCCUGAUUCACCAGAGGAUGUAAAAGUCGAGUCUUUCGACAGCCAUGGAGUUACUUUGACAUGGAAUCCACCGGAAAAUGAUGGAGGAAAUCCAAUUCAAGGCUACCUAAUCGAAAAACGUACACCAAAUGGAGAAUGGAAACCAGCAACAGUAGGAUUAGUUCAUGGUACAGAAGCUAAAGUAAUGGGUUUAGAGAAGGGUCAAACUUACGAAUUCCGUGUUAGUGCAGUGAAUGAUGCUGGACCAGGACGUCCAUCAAAAGCAACAUUACCUCAAGUUAUCAAAGAUCCUACAUAUCCUCCAAGUUCACCAGAAUCACUUAAUGUGGAUAAAGUCAACAAGAAUGGAGUGAAAUUAUCAUGGCAAAAACCAAGAAAAGAUGGUGGAAGUAAAAUCACCGGUUAUCAAGUUGAAAAGAAAGAUGAGAAUGGUGAUUGGGUUCCUGUGAAACAGACUACUGAACCGUGUGCAUUUAUUCCAAUGAAAGAAGGUGAGACUGGACAAUUUCGUGUACGUGCAGUGAAUGAUGAGGGUCCGGGUGAACCGACUCGUCCUACUGCUCCUGUGACAGCUGGUGACCAACCUGAAGCACCGAGAAUAUGUACACCUGAUGAUUGUGUUGGUGGUUUGGGCAGUGGAGUUGGAGGUCUCAAAGAUGUUAAGCUGAAGGCUGGUCAAGAGUUAAAACUCCCUGUUGCAUGGUUUGGCCAUCCAAAGCCCACAUUUGUUUGGAGUCAAAACGACAAACCUAUAAAUGUUGAUGGUAAACGGGUCACUGAAAUAAAUCGGUCUUUACCACCACCAGCAAAUCCUGGUCCCGGCGGACCUCUUGAAAUGUCUCCUGGAGGUACAGUAAUCUUAUCAGUUGGAAAAGUUCGUCGAGCUGAUACAGGCCGUUAUCAGUUAACACUUAUUAACGAUCAAGGUCGAACGACCACAUCUUGUCAAGUAGAAGUAAUCGAUGUGCCAUGUCCACCGGGUGGACCACUAGAAGCCACAGAUGUCAAAGCAGAUGAAAUAACAUUAAGAUGGAAGGCACCAGAAGAUGAUGGUGGUGAACCAAUUACUAACUACGUCUUACAAAAGAGACGUAAAGGUGCAGAUGAUUGGGAGAAGGUCAGUGGAUUCUUAAAUUCACCCAGUGCGACAGUUCGAAAUUUGGAAGAGGGAACAGAAUACGAGUUCCGUGUAAUGGCUGAAAAUGCUAUGGGUUUAAGUGAACCUUUAGUGACUAGUCAACCGAUUAAAGCUAAACAUCCUUUCAAUCCUCCAUCGGGUAUGCAGAAACCAACUGUUGAGGACACAACAGAUGACUCAGUUACUUUAGCAUGGGAACCUCCACGUAAAGGUCCAGUUACAGGAUAUAUUGUGGAGAAAAAAGCGAAAGGAGAUAAAAAUUGGUCUAAAGCCAAUGCCGCACCUAUAACUGGUACAGUGAAUGCUGCUGGACAAGGUGAACCGAGUGAACCGACUAAAUUUGUUAAAGUUCAGAAACCAUUGACUAUACCAAAGAUAAGUAUUGAUGCGCCAAAAGAAAUCAACGCUCGCCUGGGUGAACCAUUCAAAAUUCGAAUUCCUUUCACUGGUGGACCACCUGAAGAAGUUGAAUUGGCUAAGGAUGGAAAACCUGUCCCUCUGGAUACAAACCGUUUCAAACUUGAAAUAACUCCUGAUGAAGUCAUUAUAACAGAUACAAAAGCUGAAAAAGAAGAUGCUGGACAAUAUAAAGUUGCACUGAAAAAUGAAAAAGGUGAAGUUUCACACCCACUUACAGUAAAAAUUCUAAGUCCACCUGAUUCUCCUGAAGGUCCUUUGGAAGUUAGUGACAUCAAAGGGGAAUCGUGUAAAUUAACAUGGAAUCCACCAAAGAAUAAUGGAGGAUGUCCCAUAACAAAUUAUAUUGUGGAGAAGUUAGAGCCAAGAACUGGAGAAUGGUUACCUAUUAGUAAAUUUGUUCGAUCCCCAGAAUAUGAAGUCACUGGCUUGGAAGCUGGCAACAAUUAUAGAUUUCGUGUACGAGCUGAAAAUGAACUUGGCGUUAGUGAGCCACUUGAAACACAACGUUCAAUAUUGGCGGAGGAACCAAGUACUGUACCAGAUGCUCCAAAUAACCUAUCAGUAGCUGAUGUUGAUGCUAACAGUGUAACCCUAGAAUGGACUAAACCUCGUAACGAUGGUGGAAAAAGAAUAAAUGGAUAUUGGGAACAUGCUGCAACUGUCAAAGAAACAACUGGCACUGUCGACGGUCUAAAGAAGGGAGAGAAAUAUAUGUUCCGUGUCUCAGCUAGAAAUGAAGUGGGCGUUAGUCAGCCUUGCUCAACCAAUCGUGCAGUGGAGUGCAAGCCAAAACAUACUACAGCCGACAGCCCAGGUAGACCAAAUGUGGAUGACGUUGGAAAGAAAUCAAUCGACUUAUCGUGGUCUCGACCAGUUAAAGAUGGUGGAGCCAGAGUGACGGGAUAUAUUGUCGAGAAACGUAAGAAGAAUUCAUCAGACUGGGAACCUGCUGUCCCAGGAAAUACACCUGUAACCGGAACACAAGCGCAUAUCGACGGACUGGAUGAGAAUGGUGAAUAUGAAUUCAGAGUCAGACCAGUGAACGCAGCUGGAGUUGGUGAACCCAGUGAACCAACUGCAAUGACUAAAAUUGGGCCAAAGAAAGAUAAACCCAGCUCACCUGAAGAUGUUGAGAUCACUGAUCUUACAGCUGAAAGCUGCAAACUAGUUUGGAAGCCUCCAACUAAAGACGGCGGUGCCCCAAUCACUGAUUACAUCGUAGAGAAAUGCGAUGCAGCAACAGGAAUCUGGGAGAAAGUUCCAGCUAUAAUUGUUGGGACAUCUUGCCCUAUAAAAGGUUUGGUUGAAGGAAAACGUUAUAGAUUUCGAGUAUCUGCUGUUAAUCCACUGGGUCAGAGUGAACCUGCUGAGUUGUUGAACGCUGUGACAGCCAAAAAUCCUUUCGAUGCUCCUGAUUCACCUGAGAAUUUGAAUAUGGAUGCAUUCGAUAAACACUCUGUGGAUCUUUCAUGGACUCCUCCAAAACACGAUGGUGGUAAUCCUAUCAAAGGGUACCUAGUUGAAAAGCGUACACCUAAAGGAGAGUGGAAACCGGCAACAACAGGAUUGGUCACUGGUCCUUCUGCUCAUCUAACAGGUCUUGAACCAGGUGAAACAUAUGAGUUCCGUGUAAGUGCUGUGAAUGAUGGUGGACCAGGGCGUCCGUCUAGAGCAACAGCACCUCAUGUUAUGAAAGACCCUAGUUAUCCUGCUGCACCACCUGAGUCUUUGAAUGUGGAUAAAGUCAACAAGAAUGGAGUGAAAUUAUCAUGGCAAAAACCAAGAAAAGAUGGUGGAAGUAAAAUCACCGGUUAUCAAGUUGAAAAGAAAGAUGAGAAUGGUGAUUGGGUUCCUGUGAAACAGACUACUGAACCGUGUGCAUUUAUUCCAAUGAAAGAAGGUGAGACUGGACAAUUUCGUGUACGUGCAGUGAAUGAUGAGGGUCCGGGUGAACCGACUCGUCCUACUGCUCCUGUGACAGCUGGUGACCAACCUGAAGCACCGAGAAUAUGUACACCUGAUGAUUGUGUUGGUGGUUUGGGCAGUGGUGUUGGUGGUUUGAAAGAUAUUUCUGUGAAAGCUGGACAAGAAUUAAAAUUACCAGUGGCUUGGUUUGGUCACCCGAAACCCACAUUUACUUGGACGCUGAAUGGUGAACCUGUGAAAGUUGAUGGAGUUCGCGUUACACAGAAAGAUCAACCCUUACCACCUCCUGCUCAUCCUGGACCUGGAGGACAUUUGGAGCUUUCACCUGGUGGUGUUACUGUGCUCGUUGUACCUAAUGUGAAGCGAAGUGAUCACGGAAGAUAUCAAUUAACAGUCGCAAAUGAUUUGGGCCAAGCAAGUACUUCAUGUCAAGUAGAAGUAUUGGAUGCUCCGUCUGCACCAGGUGGACCACUUGAAGCAACUGACGUUAGUGCAAAUGAAAUAACUUUGAGUUGGAAACCACCAGGGGAUGAUGGUGGACAACCGAUCACUAAUUAUAUACUUGAGAAACGUCCCAAAGGUUCAGACAGUUGGCAGAAAGUUAGUGGAUUCUUGAAGUCUCCGAAUGCCACUGUCAGAAAUCUUCAAGAGGGUACAGAGUAUGAAUUCCGAGUCAUGGCUGAAAAUCCACUUGGAGUCAGUGAACCGUUAGUUACAACUCAACCCAUUAAAGCGAAACAUCCAUUUGACCCACCUUCAGGAAUGUCUCAACCAACAGUUGAAAAUGUUACAGAUGACUCGGUAACAUUAUCGUGGGAACCACCAAGAAAAGGUCCGGUCACUGGUUAUACCAUAGAAAAACGUGGCAAAGGAGAUCGCAACUGGUCAAAGGUAAAUGUACAUCCAUUAUCAGCUACUGAGCAUACAAUCAGAGGUUUACCUGAGGGCAAAGAAUUUGAAUUUCGUGUUGUUCCAUUCAAUGCUGCUGGUCCAGGUGAACCUAGUGAACCGACAAAGUUGGUCAAAGUUCAGAAACCUAAAGCCGCUCCUAAAAUCGGUCCUGAUGCACCCAGACAAGUCAACGUCACCAAGGGUGAACCAUUUAAAAUUCGUAUCCCAUAUACUGGAAGUCCACCAGAUGUUGUUGAAGCUAAUAGGGAUGGUGUGCCAGUCAUCUUAGACGAUGGUCGAUUCGUUUUAACCAUUACACCUGAUGAAGUCAUUAUUGUUGGCAAGAAAGGUGAUACACAAGAUGAAGGAGCAUAUAAAAUUACACUGAAAAAUGAUAAAGGUCAAGAUACCUUGCCGAUAAAGAUCAAUGUUUUUGGACCACCUGAUAGUCCACAAGGACCGCUUGAAGUGAAAAAUAUCAAGGCUGAUUCAUGCACACUAUCAUGGAAACAACCUAAGGAAACUGGUGGCUGUCCAGUAACCCACUAUGUAGUAGAAAAACAAGACCAAAGUACUGGAGAAUGGACACCAGUUAGCAAAUUUGUACGUGGUACAGAAUAUGAUGUUCUUGGUUUAGAUGAGGGUAAAAAGCAUAAAUUCCGCGUUCGAGCUGCAAAUGAAUAUGGUCUCAGUGAACCACUUGAACUGGAUCAUACUAUUACUACAGAAAAUCCAUCAACUGAACCUGGAGCACCAGGAAGUAUUGAAGUGGCUGAUGUUGAUGCCAAUUCAGUGACAUUGGAAUGGUCAAAACCAAAAUCUGACGGUGGCAGUAAAAUAAAUGGUUAUGUGAUUGAGUAUAGACCAGUAAAUGGUGGGAACUGGGAGAAAGCACCAACAGGACCCAUUAAAGGAAAUAGUGCGACAGUAACUGGUCUUUCACCUGGUGAAAAGUAUGUAUUCCGUGUUCUAGCCAAGAAUGAUGUUGGUACUAGUGAACCAAGUUCGGCAACACGUCCAGUUGAAUGUAAACCAAAAUACGUACCGGCAGGUAGUCCUGGUGAACCUAACGUUGAUGGGGUUGGUAAGAAUUGGAUCGAUUUGUCCUGGUCUCGACCAACCAAAGAUGGUGGUGCUCGAAUUACUGGGUACGUUGUUGAGAAGCGUAAAAAGGAUUCUCCUGAUUGGGAACCCGCAACGUCAGAUGGGAAACCUAUCACUAGUAAUUAUGUUCAUCUCGACAAUCUUGAUGAAGGAGAUAUGUAUCAAUUCCGUGUUAGAGCUGUUACUGCUGCUGGACCAGGUGAACUAAGCAACUCAACUCCUAUGAUCAGAAUUGAAGACAAAAAAUCUACUGCCAUACCUGAUUUUGUUACGAAAAUCCGUCCUACAUCUGCACCAAUUGGAGGUACAGCUGGAUUUGAGGUACAAGUUGAUGGUCAGCCGCUUCCUUCCGUACGGUGGUUUAGAGAUGGCAUUGAACUUUUACCAAGUAAUCGUAUUAAAAUCAAACAACCGGGUCCUGAUGGAAAAGCCACUCUAGAAAUAAAAGAUCUUGACGAAAAAGAUGGUGGGACAAUUACAUGCCAAGUAUCAAAUCCUUCUGGUAGAAAUUCAUGCUCAGCUCCAUUUGAAGUAUUAGGAAUACCUAAAGUACUAGGUGAUAUCAAUGAUAAAGUGGCUUCAGAAGGUGAUCUUAUUAAAAUCAAAGUUCCUUAUUCUGGUCGAGGUUCAAUUACACUCAAACUAAAGUGUAAUGGUCGGGAAGUACCGGAAUCCGAUCGAGUUAAAUUAAUGGAUCUUGAUGGGACAGCUUCUAUUCAAUUAAAAGACGUAACAAGAAAUAUGGGUGGAAAUUAUAGUUUGGAAAUAGGAAAUGAAAGUGGUUUUACUUCGGUACCAUUCAAUAUAAAAAUAACAUCUCCUCCAGGAGAAUGUCAAGGUCCAAUCGUUGUUUCAGAUACAACACCCUUCAGUACACGAUUAACAUGGAAGCCACCAAAAGAUGAUGGAGGAUCUAAAAUCACUCACUAUAUUAUUGAACGUCAAGAAGUUGGCAAAGAUCGUUGGAUCCCAGUAUCAUCUGGUUGUAAAGAACCUACUUGCGAAGUACAAGGUCUGCAGGAAAAUGCGCAUUAUUUGUUCCGUGUUACCGCUGUAAAUGACUGUGGCCAGGGAGAUUGGUUACAAGUGCCUAAUGAAGUGAUUGCCAAAUAUCCGUUCGACAAGCCUGGGAAACCAGGACAAUUAAUUGCUAACGAAGUUGGCGGAGAUUUUGUUAAUCUUUCAUGGACAAGACCUUCAACAGACGGUGGUGGUCGUAUUCGUGGUUAUGUUGUUGAAAAACGUGAAGUUGGUGCACAGAACUGGUCACGGAUCACUCCGAAUCCUAUACUUACACUUAGUUAUAAUGUUCCUAAUUUAAUUGAAGAUAAAACUUAUGAGUUUCGUGUUAUGGCUGUCAAUGAUGCGGGUGAAAGUGAACCGAGUGUGAUCGAUCGACCCGUAUGUGUUAAAGAUCCUAAAGCUGUUUCUCGGCCCACUUUUGUCAGUGGUCUUAAACCUCAACUUGUGAAUGAAGGUCGUGAUGCUGUGUUCGAAGUUGAAGUUGACUGUUCAUCAAAUUAUGAUAUUAUAUGGUCGAAAGGUCCUCAUGAUCUAGUUGAAUCACAUCGUAUCGAAAUGACGAAAGAAGGACGUGUACAUUUCUUGACAAUUCGCAACUGUGGUCUUGAAGAUGCUGAAGAGUACAGUGUUAAAGUUUCAAAUCGAGGUGGCUCCAAAGUCAGUCGAGCUCCUUUGUCUGUCAAAUCAAAACCACAAAUACACUUGCCAAGUCGUUGGCAAGAACCUACUGAAUGGGAACGUGGUGAUUCAAUCGCAAUCAAAGUACCAUUUACAGGAUUCCCUAAACCGAAGGCCAGAUGGACACUAAAUGGAAAGGAUAUAAAAGAAGGAAAGAACGUCAACACCGUUUUAAAAGAUCGUUAUGCCAUAAUCAAUUUAGAAAAUGUAGGUGAAGAAUUUUCUGGAAAAUUAGAAAUAACACUGGAGAACGAAAUGGGAUCGGAUGCAGCUACUAUUGAAUUACGAAUAAACGACCGGCCACCACCUCCAAUUAAUUUGAAGGUGGAAGGAGUAGCUGAUGGAUCAGCCCUGUUGUCUUGGAGUAUGCCUGUUGGGACUGGCUAUAUUUCUCAAUAUAUCAUCGAAAGAUGUGAAAUGCCCGGUGAUACAUGGAUAAGAGCCGGUACCAACCGUUUCUCUAGUUACAACUGUGAGGGACUUGUAAAUGGGAAAGAAUAUCGUUUCCGUGUAAUGGCGGAAAACUUACAUGGUCGCAGUGAUCCCUGCCAGCCUACUGAAAGUCAUCUGAUAGCUCCAGAUGCUCGUCAGCGUGGUGCUCGUCGUGAACGUGGAGAAGGUCGUAGUGAUUACAAUGGGCCACCAAUUGAUAACUAUGAUCGAUUUCAUCGAAAUAUUUGGGACAAACAAAUACCCCUACCAACACAAGUACACAAAGGUGAAAGCGUAUAUGAUUAUUAUGAUAUCUUAGAAGAACUUGGAGUUGGAACAUUUGGUGCUGUUCAUCGAUGUCAAGAGAAGGCAACUGGUAAUUUCUAUGCAUGUAAAUUUGUGGAUACUGAUUCAUCACAGGACAAGCAAGUGGUUCUAAAUGAAAUUGAAGUCAUGAAGGAGUUACAUCAUCCAAAAUUGCUUAAUCUACGGGAAGCAUUCGAUGAUAAAAAUGAUGUCGAACUUGUCAUUGAAUUGCUUACUGGUGGUGAACUCUUUGAUCGGUUAGCAGAUGAAAGCUUCACAAUGUCUGAGGCUGAUGCUAUCAAUUAUAUUCGACAAGUAUGUGAAGGCAUACAACACAUGCAUGAUAUGAAUAUUAUACAUUUGGACAUUAAGCCCGAAGAUUUGAUGUGUGAAACAUCGAAAUCGAAGGAUAUAAAGAUUGUAGACUUUGGUUUAUCAAAGAAAUUAGACCCCAAAGUACCAGUCAAAGUGAGCCUUUCACAUCCAGAAUUCGCUGCACCCGAAAUUACACGUUCUGAACCGGUUGGUUUCUACACAGAUAUGUGGGCCAUAGGAGUUUUAGCUUAUAUACUUCUGAGUGGCUCACUACCUUUUUCUGGAAGUAGCCCAGAGGAAAUAAUAGAGAAAAUUGGUAGAGGACAAUUCACAUUCGAUCAAGAUGCAUUUAGUGGAAUUUCAGCCAAUGGCAAAGAUUUUAUCAGUAAACUUUUACAAAAGCAGCCAAAUCAACGUAUGACUAUUUAUGAAGCUUUGAAGCAUCCUUGGCUUAAUGAAGUAGCCACAGAUGAACAGCGUCGACGUAUUCCAGCUUCACGCUAUAAAGAAUGCCAACGACAAAUGCAUGAACGAAUGGGAGAUAUAUGGCAGAGAAGUCCAGCUAUCGGUCAUUUGGCAAAUUAUUCAUCUAUACGUCAAAAUCGACGAGAGAAGUAUCGUAUACAGGAAACUAACUUUGAUCGAAAAGAAGCUGGACCACGUUUUGUCAAAUGGCCUAGUAACCAACUAGUUGUAGAAGGUCAAAAUGCUCAGUUCGACUGUCGUGUUAUGGCUGUUUCCGAACCGAUUGUAACAUGGCAUUUUGGUGAUACUCAAUUAACUCAAAGUGUAAAACAUAUGCAGCGAUAUGCUGGUCAUGAUUAUUCCUUAAAAAUUAAUCGUGUACGAGUGGAUGAUGGAGGACAUUAUACUGUACGUGCUGAAAAUAGCUUCGGUAGACGUGAAUUCCCUGUUUUGCUAACAGUUCAACCACUUCAAGAAAUCAUAAUCGAACCUCUGCCUCCAAAACCACGCAAGAAAGUUGAAACACCACCCGUUGAGAUGUUCCAUGAAGAAGAGACACCACCACGUUUUGCCUUCCACUUACGAAAUCGUUAUAUUCAAGAAGGUGGGAGUGUUAAGCUUACAUGCUCUGUGGAUGGCAACCCUACACCAGAUAUCAAAUGGUUUAAGAAUGGUAAAGAAAUAAGAAAGGGUGAAGGAAAUUAUGAAAUUCAACAUAUGCUUGGAAUCACCUCUCUUGAAAUAUAUUCCUGUUCAGAAAGUGACUCUGGACGAUAUUCUUGUCGUGCAACAAAUAGUCGUGGAGAGGAUGAAACUGACUGUAAAGUUAUUGUUGAAGCAAAUCGUGUUAGACGAUUCUUGAGUGCUCAACAUGCAGACAGAAAAAUUCGUUCCAGUAGCCAACAACCAACUGGUUUUGAAUCCCGAACAUAUAAUUCUUCAUGGCGAGAUGAAAGCAGCAAGUUGACACGACUUACUGAACGGCAUGCAUCAGAAGUACGGGAGGUCAGCGAUUCACGUGAGAGAUGGUCAAUUAAUGAACAGAGAGGACUACGUGAACUCGUGGAACAUAGGACUUCAAAUGGAGACAUUCAACCAAUUCGAGUUGUUGCACCGAAGUUACUAAAAGAGUUAGAUCCUAAUACGAAAGUCAAUUUAGGCGAAGGUUUCAAGCUUGAAACGCGUUUUGAAGCAACUAAAUCUCCGAAUAAAGUUCAGUGGCUUCACAAUAAUGAGGAGAUCACUUCAAAUGCUUACAUGAAGAUCACAACAUCUGAAGAUGGUGGAUAUAGUUGUCUUGAAGUAUUUCAGUCUCGUACAGAAGAUGCAGGAGAUUAUGAAGUCAGAGUUGGGACCACUGUUACUCGUACAAGUGUUAAAAUUGAAGAUUCCUUUAAUUCGUUAAAUGGAUUGGUAGAUAAAGUUGAAGAUGACGUUUCAGACGACGUUUCUAGUCAAGCUGGCGAUCAAGUAAUAAAUGAAAAUGGUAAUGCAAUGAAAGCAACGGAUAGUGGAAUACCACCAUCCUUUAAAGUUCAUCCACUCAGUCAAACUGUCAAAGAUGGUGAUACAAUUUGCUUGGAGUGUACUGUGUCAGGAGAUCCCAUUCCAGAGGCUGAAUGGUACUACAAUGAUGGUCCAAUUCAAGCUGGACAUAUAUUUUCUCAGGAUAAUGAAGUUAUUAAACUUGAGUUACAAGCAUUAUUACCAGAAGAUACUGGAACAUAUGAAUGUCGUGCUACCAGCUCUUUAGGCAAAGCGUCUACAGUUGCCUACCUGGUUGUUGAAGCUGCAGACGAUACAAAAGGCCCUAAAUUUCUUACUUUUCCUCAGUCACGCAAUGCAAAAGAGAAUGAGUCUGUCACACUGAAGUGUUCUUUUGGUAAUUCGCCAGUCAGUAAAGUUUCGUGGUUUCGUAAUAAUACUCCAUUGGAUUCUAAACAUUUUGAUUUGGAUGUAUCUGCUCAAACAAGUAUAUGCAAGAUUCAGUCAGUGAAAGCAUCAAAAGAUUCAGGACUUUAUUCAGUGGAAAUCAAAGAUACUGAUGUCAGGAAGAUGACAAACUGA